AGGAAAAGACCGGAGCACUCCAGUGUACACACCCUCUCUCUCUCUCUCACACACACACACACACACUCACACACACAUACACUCCAGUCGAGGACAUUCUGUUAUCAUGGCAUUUAAUGGAACAUGGAAAGUGGACCGCAGUGAGGACUAUGACAAGUUCAUGGAGCAGAUGGGCAUUAACCUGGUGAAGAGAAAACUCGCAGCACAUGACAACCUGAAGAUCACGCUGGAGCAGAAUGGAGAUACGUUCCACGUGAAGGAGGUCAGCACGUUCCGCACACUGGAGCUCAACUUCACGCUGGGAGUCACGUUCGAGUACUCGCUCGCCGAUGGAACCGAGCUCUCCGGCACCUGGGUGAUGGAGGGUGAUGUGCUGAAAGGAUCCUUCGUCCGUAAAGACAACGGAAAAACUCUGACCACCGUCAGGCACAUUGUAGGCGAUGAACUCGUGCAGAGCUACAGUUAUGAAGGUGUGGAAGCUAAGAGGAUUUUCAAGAAGGAGUAAAUGCAGCGCGUCUGAAUCAGCGAGAGAAAAUCUCACCUUUCACCUCGUCGCCUCAACCAGAACCUGGGCAGCUUUCUUCCACCAUCCUCCUGCAUCCUGGCUGAUCCACGUUCAGCACCUCGGUCUUUAUCUGCACUUCUUAUUUUGAUAUUUAAAGAAAUAAAGUCACUUUUGAGAUGUG
Messenger RNA from Pangasianodon hypophthalmus (striped catfish), 686 nucleotides. It is a transcript of the gene fabp2, whose product is annotated as fatty acid binding protein 2, intestinal. The transcript has 4 exons. Bases 107 to 505 code for a protein of 132 amino acids. Gene Ontology annotation, molecular function: fatty acid binding. NCBI's taxonomy places the organism in Eukaryota, Metazoa, Chordata, Actinopteri, Siluriformes, Pangasiidae. Gene Ontology annotation, cellular component: cytosol; nucleus. The record is from RefSeq and is a predicted model, not a curated record. Gene Ontology annotation, biological process: fatty acid transport.